Messenger RNA from Ambispora gerdemannii, 1098 nucleotides. The record is from the annotation of a GenBank genome assembly. Lineage: Eukaryota; Fungi; Glomeromycota; Glomeromycetes; Archaeosporales; Ambisporaceae.
AUGCUUUUUCACUUUCUUUGUCUAUUUUUUUGGGCCUUUGCGGUCUUUGCCAGAAUACCGAGUAAUGAUACUUUUUGCAUAUUCAAAAUCAAAGUAGACAGUAGAACGUAUAGGGAAAGCGCCAAUUUGGCGGACUGGGCAUAUAUAUAUGACCAAAGUCAGCCAGACAGGGUCAUUCAAGUCAAAGUUGAUCAAAUUAGAGUGCGUCAUACGUCUAGAGAUCUUAUACCUCCGCCAGUAUAUUCUGACAAUGUCGGCCGUUAUACUCUCGAUGGCCCAUACCAAGCUGAUCACGUUUUUGAAGCACAAAUUAUCUUACGUUACUUUCAAAACUUGGAUACUAAUAUACGAACUAUUAUGUGUAAUAUAAUUAAUGAGAACAACCUAGAUAUUGGAUUACAAAAUAUCAUGAAUUCCGAGUUCAAUAUACGAUUUCUUGAUCCGAGAAUUAACAGGGCUAAGGGGUCAAUCUUUGGAGGAAAUAGUGUGACUAAUCAACAUUUUAAUCGUGCCGCAAUAGACUAUCUCAGAAACGAUGAUGUCUAUAGAGCAUUUGCUAACACCCGUCUGUUAGUGAUCGAGUGGUUAACAACGGUAAUCAGCCUAGCUGAUGUUGAUAUCUAUUACAUUAGAUAUUUUGAAUUGUUCUCAAGUUCUGACUAUGAAACUGCGACUGGAUACAGCCCUAUCAUUAGAAUACCUUUUCAGCAAUUUAUACCUAGAAGGACACCUUUGGAUAUACCACAAUUGGCCGAACGUGUUGGGAGCGUAUUUCGAGAGUAUAAUCAGCAUCGUGUUCAGCAUCGUUUUGAAGGUGUUCAGCAUCGUUUUGAAGGUGUUCGACGGUUUUUAACUACCGUUUCUAUUGUCUGGGGUGAUGUGUUAGCCAAUUUAGAAAGUAUAAGGAAUUAUUUAGAUGAUGAUUUACAUCGUCUCGAUAGAGAUUAUGGUGGAAAUCGCAUAUUCACAACACUAGUUAUCAUCUUUGCUAGUAUUCACUUUUACGACGAAGGAGUUAUUAACGAAAGGGAUAUUUAUGCUGCGGUAGCAGCAAUCGUAAAGGUAAUACGGCAGUAUCAUGACGAAUUGAGGCGUUGA